AUGUUCUGUCCCUUCUUUCCUCGUCCUUGGACCGUUGGCACCGUUGAAUUACUCGUUCCCCGUCUCGGGUCGUUUUUUACCCGGACUGUCAGGUGUACACCCAGGCCACCGUCAUCUUCACUUAUUUUUUCGCGCCGGUCGCUGUCCCACGCUCGAGAGUUGAGUACAGGUCGUCCCAGCUGUUUCUGCUCCGGCCUUCUGCGCGAGGUUGAUAAAUACGUCGCAUCCGGUGUUCUGGCAAAGUGUCGCCCGCCUUCUCCCCUGCCUCUUUUGCGGUGGCGGCUUCGUGACUCGUCUUCCGUGCGCGCUGUUGCAGCUCUGCAAGCGGAAGGGCUCCUCUCCCCUCUGCGUUCCGCUGAACAAAUUGCUUUGUUCGGGUGUGCUGCAGUGACGCGCAGCAGGAAGGACCGUAGAUCGGCAGGGCUUGAAGUCGAUAGUUUGACAGAACAGAGGUGGCGCUACCCGGUGGAGGUUGCUGAUCCGUGCUCGCUCUUUUCGUCUUGUUCGUCUUUCUCCUUGGGUCGUCGUCACCCUCUCUGGUCUCGAACGUCUAGAUCAUCUCUGUGUUCUGCGGUCUUCGCAGAGUCACGACUUGCUCACGGGGAACGCCGCGGUCCUCUUUGUGUUGCGAUUCACUUCCGGCCCUCCUCGGUCUCACCGUCUCCCUCCCCCGUGGCGUCGUUCGGCCGCUCUCUGUGUCCGGCGCGUGCGUUCGCUUCCUCCGCGUCGCUGUUUGCGGCUCUCGCAUCGUCUGUUUGCUCCUUUUCUUCGCUGUGUCUACCGUCGCGCGCCAUGGCUCCUCCUCGCCCAACCGCAGACGCGGUGACGACGCCGUCGACGGUUGUCUCGAGUCGGCCCUUGUCUGCGUCGGGCGCGGCGUCUGCAUAUCCGUCGGGCGCGACGGGCUCUUCGCCGUCUGCGGCACCGCAGGCGAACGUCGCGCGUCUGUACGCGGACGUCAAUCUGCACAAGCCGCACGAGUACUGGGACUACGAGAACUUUGUGAUUCGUUGGGGCGUACCGGACGGCUACGAAGUGGUGCGAAAGCUCGGCCGCGGAAAGUACAGCGAAGUCUUUGAAGGCAUUCGCGUCGGGCCGCCGUCGGCGACCGCACUGGCCAUUGCCGCAGCCUCCUCGGGCGGUGGCAGCGUGGCGGGCAACCCGCCGCUCGCCUCGAUGAACAGCACCGCGAGCAGCAGCAGCGCAGCGUCCACCUGCGCCUCCUCGUCGCAGCCGCCGCGCAGCGUGAGCUCCAGUAGCACCACCGCGAGCGCCUCUGCGCAGCCCGCCAACGCCUUCGAGGGCGAACGGUGCGUCGUGAAGAUCCUCAAGCCCGUGAAGAAGAAGAAAAUCCGACGCGAGGUGAAAAUCCUCCAGAACCUCUGCGGCGGACCCAACAUCAUUCGCCUGCUCGACGUCGUCAAAGACCCCGCCAGUCGAACGCCUGCGCUGGUUUUUGAGCACAUCAACAACCAAGACUUCAAGACGCUCUACCCGACGCUGACCGACUACGACAUCCGGUACUACAUUUUCCAGAUUCUCAAGGCGCUGGACUAUUGCCACAGCCAGGGAAUUAUGCACCGCGACGUGAAGCCACACAACGUGAUGAUUGAUCACUCCAAACGCGAGCUCCGCCUCAUCGAUUGGGGUCUCGCCGAGUUCUAUCACCCUGGUCGCGAAUACAACGUCCGAGUAGCCAGCCGCUACUACAAGGGCCCAGAGCUUCUCGUCGACUUGCAGAUCUACGACUACUCGCUGGACAUGUGGAGCUUGGGCUGCAUGUUGGCUGGCAUGGUCUUCCGUAAAGAGCCCUUCUUUUACGGCCACGACAACUGCGACCAGCUCGUGAAGAUCGCCAAAGUCCUCGGAACGGAUAGUUUGUUUGACUACCUGGAAAAGUACAACUUGGAGUUGGAGUCUCACUUCACGUCGCUACUGGGCAAACACACGCGCAAGCCGUGGAGUCGCUUCGUGAACUCGGAAAACCAGCACCUGGCGUGCGCCGAGGCGAUUGACCUCAUCGACAAAAUGCUCAUCUACGAUCACUGCCAGCGCAUUCUCCCUCGAGAGGCGAUGAACCAUCCCUACUUCCGCCCCGUGUUGGAGGAGGAGCAGCGGAAAGCUGCCGGUCUGUCGGCUGCUGACGGCAAGUCAUAA
This is a messenger RNA of Besnoitia besnoiti, 2157 nucleotides long. Its product is annotated as CMGC kinase, CK2 family. The transcript has 7 exons. Lineage: Eukaryota; Apicomplexa; Conoidasida; Eucoccidiorida; Sarcocystidae. The coding region runs from base 1 to 2157 and encodes 718 amino acids. The record is from RefSeq and is a predicted model, not a curated record. Gene Ontology annotation, molecular function: protein serine/threonine kinase activity; ATP binding. Gene Ontology annotation, biological process: protein phosphorylation. Gene Ontology annotation, cellular component: nucleus; protein kinase CK2 complex; cytosol.